Messenger RNA from Quercus robur (English oak), 627 nucleotides. RefSeq lists its product as uncharacterized. Lineage: Eukaryota; Viridiplantae; Streptophyta; Magnoliopsida; Fagales; Fagaceae. The transcript has a single exon. The record is from RefSeq and is a predicted model, not a curated record. Bases 207 to 500 code for a protein of 97 amino acids.
ACACUGAAAAAUUCACUCUCACUCUCUCUCUCUCCCAAAACCCAAAAAACACAAACUUUCGCUUCAGAGAAUCUCUGCACACAAAACACAGAUAAAACUCCAAAAAUCCCUCCUUUCCAUCUUCUCUCUCUCUCUCUCACUUUCUACAAAAUCUAACACCAACCCAACCCACUUCACAAUCUCUCAUACCCAUCUAAAUCCAACCCAUGGAGAUCCCAGCAAAACUCCUCCAGUACAAGUUCCAGUUCCUCUUUGCUCUCAUUCUAUCAGUCACACUCAUCGCCCUCUUCUUCUUAGCACCAAGGUUCCUCACCAUCUUGGCUUACUUUUGGCCUCUCUUCCUCUCCACCGCUCUCUUUCUCUUCGCUGUGCUUGUGUUUGGCAAGACAUCGCCACCGUCUACCGACGCUCCCGGUGGCAAGGCCGGUGAAGGGCUCCUUGAUUACGUCGCUGGGCAACCGGAACAUUCGGAAGUAGAGAGUUUCAAGUCCGAGGAGUAGUGCCCACAGGCCCAAAAUAAACCAUGUACUAUUAGUUAAUCUCAAAACUUUUAUGUAAUUUCUAACUUUUGUUUUUUGUUUUGUUUCACUUUGUUUUAUUAAUGACAUUUGGACCCUCUUUUUUUUU